CAGGAGAACUUAUUCUCUUUCUUUUCUUACACCUCUCUAAAUUUUCUUUUCUCAUCGCAAAGCGCAGAGAGUCUCUGCAUCUUCUUCGAUUCCUCUUGCCUUGUUUAUGAGCUCGAAGGAGAAACCCACUCUCGGUGGUACGCGGAUUAAGACCCGCAAACGGAAUAUUGCAGAGCCUUUGGACCCUGCAGCAUUUGCGGAUGCAGUGGUCCAAAUUUAUUUGGAUAAUGCUGGUGAUUUGGAACUUGUUGCCAAGAGCAUUGAGUCUACAGACCUUAACUUCUCAAGAUACGGUGACACCCUUUUUGAGGUUAUCUUCACAGGGGGGCGUACACAACCUGGAACAAUUAAACCUGAUGAAGGGGACCGCCACCCUUACUCUGUAAUUGAGUGUGAACCUAGACGUGAAGUCAUUUUGCCAUCUGUAAUCUACGUGCAAAAGAUAUUGAGGAGAAAACCGUUUCUUAUAAAGAAUCUUGAAAAUGUUAUGCGGAGAAUGUUGCAAUGUUUGGAGUUCUUUGAGGAAAAUGAGAGGAAGAAGUUGGCAAUUUUUACAGCCCUUGCCUUUUCCCAGAAGCUUUCUGGCCUCCCGCCAGAAACGGUUUUCCAGCCAUUGCUCAAAGAUAACCUUGUUGCCAAAGGGCUAGUCCUCUCAUUUAUCACAGACUUCUUUAAAGAAUAUUUGGUUGACAACAGUCUUGAUGAUUUGAUCUCAAUCCUUAAGCGGGGUAAAAUGGAAGGUAAUCUCUUGGAGUUCUUCCCUUCGGCAAAGCGGACACCUGAAGCUGUCUCUGAGCAUUUCACUGGAGCAUUUAUUUUUCAUAGUCCCUUUGUGCAAUUUGUUUGGCACCAUUCAACCAGACAAGUGUUCAAACUGAACAAGUAUGGUACUGUUACCGUGAUUAUUUUUUUUUUUGGGGGGGNCAUGACGACUCAGAUAGCAGAAGAAGCUAAUAUUUCUGAAGUAAUAGAAACUGUCAAGCAACACGUCAAAGAUGCUAAACUGCCGGAUAUAGAAGUUGUGAGAAUUCUGUGGGAUGUCUUGAUGGAUGCUGUGCAGUGGUCUGGGAAGAAUCAACAGCAAAAUGCUAAUUCGGCCCUUCGCCAGGUGAAAACAUGGGCACAGCUGUUGAAUACAUUCUGCACAACAGGAAAGCUUGAAUUGGAGCUUAUAUACAAAGUCCAAGUUCAGUGCUAUGAGGAUGCUAAACUGAUGAAGUUGUUCCCAGAAAUUAUAAGGUCCCUCUAUGACCAAGAUGUGCUGGCAGAAGACACCAUUCUUCAUUGGUUCCGUAAGGGAACUAACCCUAAGGGCAGGCAAGCUCUUGUCAAGUCGCUGGAUCCCUUUGUUAAAUGGCUGGAGGAGGCAGAGGAAGAGGAAUAAUUUCUUCUGAUGCUGCGUGUUAGUUUUUUUCGAUUUUCUGGAGAACUUAUUCCUCCUAAAUAUUUAAAAUAAUGGAUUCCAAAUUUUCACACGAAUUGACAUUUGUUUGCUUCAUGUUGUUGUAAUUUGUUAUGGCUUUUCUCAUUUGGAUCUUAAUCUUUAUUCUCACACUGCUUCCA
Molecule: messenger RNA, 1563 nt
Organism: Nicotiana tabacum (common tobacco)
Lineage: Eukaryota; Viridiplantae; Streptophyta; Magnoliopsida; Solanales; Solanaceae
Source: RefSeq, a predicted model, not a curated record